Molecule: messenger RNA, 834 nt
Organism: Saccostrea echinata
Lineage: Eukaryota; Metazoa; Mollusca; Bivalvia; Ostreida; Ostreidae
Exons: 3
Coding region: 115-675 (186 amino acids)
Source: RefSeq, a predicted model, not a curated record
UAACUGAGCAACUGAUAGCAUCACAAUCUCGUCACUGAAACACUCUCUCAAGGAAAACCAAAGAAAUUUCUCGUCCAACGAAGUUUAAUCGAUUUUAUUUCCAAAAACGGAAUAAUGUACACCAAAGUUUCUUUAAUUUUAUUUUCUGUCUUUGUUCCUGAAGUUGUGUUUGGAGCAUGCCGGAUAUUUCAACAAAACUUACAGGCUAUUCCGGGGAAGCCAGUAUCAUUGGACUGUUUAUACAAGAACUCUAUCCGGGUGGCCUACCAGGAGACUUACAGAGACCACGCGACCUGUGAGGACUGCUACUGUACCGAAACCGGGUUAGAGUGUUGUGGGUUUGGAAAUAACGCAGGGACAUUUAAAAUCGAAGGCUGUAUUGAACAAAAAGACGGUUGUUACUCAAAAUUUGUGGAUGCUAGCGAUCCCACUAAGCCUUGUCCUGCUACCAUGACAACGACUCAAGCUCCGGUAAAACACGUGCUUGACGACCAAAUUUACAGAAAUCCGUUCUUGAACAAGGAUAACUCUCCGUUUAGUAGCUUUGGGAGCCCUAACUCACUCCCUGGCCCCGAUAGCUGGACCACUGACGAUCUGAACACGAAGUCCCAGAGGCAGCGACAAUACUAUUUAUUUCUCUGGUCCCUGAUAAAUUAUUUUAUGAACAACAAUUAAUUUCCUGUCAAAACUGCGUAUUAGAGAUAUAUGAAAUCCAUUUUCCUCUUAAUUUAUUGUGAUUUACUUUAUUUAUUUAUUGAAAAGAUAAUGAUUUUGUAUACUUCAUUAUAUGUAUAUCUUAAGCAGAUGUUAUUUCUAAUCAUCUCUGUAUUUAUU